AUGUGGUCGACGAAGCUGUUAUUGAGAACAAGUCGAAUACGGCGCUUACAAGGUCGAAGGCAUCUACUUUCACAGUCGUUUUCACUCGAAAAGGAUUGGGCAUCGAGACAUGUGGAGAUGGCCAAACUAGGAUUAGGUGGUGAUUAUGAAUGGAUUAGCGCUGUACAGAAGAAAUUCGUUGGUGGUGGUGUCGCAAGUGCCAUCGAUGUCGAUGUGGCUGUAUACAUUGCGGAACAGAAGGAUCAGGUUGAUGACGUGAUUGAAUUGAUAUAUAAGUUACGACACAGUGAAAACGCUGCUGAUUUAUUACCAUCAACGGAGUACGCACUAAUUAGACUCCUACUCCGGUACAAUCCAUCAUUUCUGUUCAAACUCGCGGAUGAUCCAGUACGUUUUCUAUUGAUCAUUUCGUCGAACGGGAGGAUUUUGGAGGUGACUCUUCCAAGCACUAAUAUUAAAGGUGCCGCUCGAUUAUCUGCCUGGAUAAUGCAGCAAGAAAUGACUGAAAAUGAACUACUGAAUCUUUUAGUUCUAUAUUCAUGUGCAAAGUGGGCAGAACUUCCUGCCGAGCAACAGACUAUGCCGUGUGAAGAAUCAGAGGAAGUGCAAGUCAAUGAAGAUGACAUUAAGACGUUCAAGUUCCCAUACUUAAAAAAUCCACACUUCGAUUCACAUUUCGACCUCACCGAUCCGCAUCUGCUGGCUGGUAAAACUCUUUUAUGGGUGGCACGUGAUUCAAAAUCUCUUCCUGAUCAGUUACAGCAGUCUUUAAUGCUGCUUGGAGCCGUUUUAUAUGAUAGGUUUGCUUUCUUUGUUCAGUUCGGAAAACGACGAAUUUAUCGAUAUCGUGCCAUACAUUUCACAUGGAUAUAUGUGCAACUCGAGCGCAAUCUUAUUCAGAUUAGAGGGAAGGAAGAGGAAGCGUUGGCUUCAGAACAGAAAGUAGAGUUCACACGGUGGCAUCAACGUCGACACGAUUUGAUUAAGGCACAGGCAGAUCGUCUUUUGCUGAAGAUUCGUGCUCGAGAAAUAGCAAACGAAUUGGCUGAAUUGGACCAUCACGAAGAGAAGCUCAAUUUCUUCGAGAAUCGUUUGAAAUGGGAGAAAAAGGCAAAGCAGAAUACCGAGCUCAUGGAAGAGCUUGCGGAAAAAGCACAGAAAUAG
Messenger RNA from Angiostrongylus costaricensis, 1164 nucleotides. The record is from the annotation of a GenBank genome assembly. Lineage: Eukaryota; Metazoa; Nematoda; Chromadorea; Rhabditida; Metastrongylidae.